Molecule: messenger RNA, 951 nt
Organism: Striga asiatica
Lineage: Eukaryota; Viridiplantae; Streptophyta; Magnoliopsida; Lamiales; Orobanchaceae
Source: the annotation of a GenBank genome assembly
AUGGUUACCCUGCCGGACUUUGACGAGUACCUCUUCCGGACUCUCCCUGCUGGAUUCGUCAAUCCAGUAGGUCACCGGUACCUCAUCAAAGCUUCUCAUCGUCCGCGCAACUUCACGGCCUUCGGUCGACCGCAAGCCCGGCGCACCUUCACGGCCUUCUCGUCGUCGUCGCACCUUCUCCGGGCCAUCCACAGUUUGUUGACCGCGAGCCUGAGUGACCUCCUUCGAGCGACCGUCGUCCGUCGACCGCCCGCCGUUAUCCGUCGACCGCCGUUAUCCGUCGACCGCCGCCUGCCGUUCUUUGAUGAAGUUCUUGUGAGAAGUUCAUAUACUAGCUUAAGAUUGCACCUAGUCUCUUCCCCAAGAAACUUAUGUGAUACAGGGGAUUUCGAACUGAGCCCUAACAUGAAGAUCAAGGUUGAUUAUGAAUACAAAUACAUUGACGAUCCUGGUAGAGUUACACCAGCCGAACAAUGGAUCAGAGGGUACUGGUAUGGUCCUCAGGUAAUCCCUAUAUCAUCUGCUGAGUUGGAUGCUGUCAAGUUCAAACCAGAGAAUGGUUUGAAACUUCUAGGUUUUAUGGAGGCUUCAAAUGUCAUGAGUUGGAUUCAUUCUAUUUCAAAGUACUUCCUUUUGCGGAGGAUGUGGGAGUUUCAGUUUCCAUCUCUUAGCAAUUUGCCUUCGACAAUGCAGCCAACCGAACAACAACAAGAGGUUGCUGAUAAGUUGGUCCAAAUGCUUGAUCUUGCUCCACCUGGCAGAGAGGAAGCCUUGCAACCGAAUGUCACACCAAAUCCUGUUCCAGAGCAAUUUCCUAUGCUCAAGAUUAUAUCACUUGAUAUUAUCCACUCGUUGGAAGAGGCUUUGAGCAUUGAUGAGCCAUAUUCGGACGAGGACAUUGAGAAUAUAAAAAUGCGGUGGACGAAGUACUUUCUUGAGGUUACUUCAUGA